This is a messenger RNA of Echinostoma caproni, 972 nucleotides long. The record is from the annotation of a GenBank genome assembly. NCBI's taxonomy places the organism in Eukaryota, Metazoa, Platyhelminthes, Trematoda, Plagiorchiida, Echinostomatidae.
AACAUAAACGAAGUCGACGCUGAAGUUCUGUCGAGCCUUGUGGAACAAUUAGUUGGUGAACUUCAAAACCGGCGUACCGCUUUAGAUCCUCUUCAGUCGGUCACCAUAUACGUCACUCUUUCGCAUUUGUCCUAUGUACAUUCGGUUUGGGAUAAAUUACAAGAACGUUCCGAGACACAGCAUGAGGCUUUGAGUCAGAAUAUCACAACGGAUUUCCUCCUUCAAAGUCCUUCACUGUAUGAAUCGUUAUUAAAUGCUUUUGUGGACGGACUUCGACGCUGCGACCCAUAUAUUUUAAAAGCUUCAUCUCAAGCGUCGGACACAGAUCGUUCUAUAACUGUUCGCCAGGUCGUCUUGUCGUGCCUAAACGGGCUUGCGCAAAUUCUGCUUCGUCGCACUCCCAAGCCCAAUACGAUCGACCGCCCGGCCGUAGUCCGAGCAUUGUGGCCACAUGUUCUUGCGUUUGGUUGUCAGUAUGGGGCCAACAAACGUUCCGAUCGUACGAUUGUUCAUGAGGCUAUAUCUGGUCCUGACGCGAUUUCGGGAAAUUCAUCGUCAUCCUCUUCUCUACCCACAACGUCGGAUGAAGAAAGUGCGUCAUCUCCUAGCUUUGGACAACCACAGAAGGAAUGGAGCCAAUCUGGUUCUCAACCUUAUUUGGCUAAUUCCAUUUGUGGUAUAAUGCCUAAACCGUGUACGUCCGGCCAAAUGUGUACGUCUUCAUCGGAAGAUGAAGUGAAUCAUUCCGGGUUUCGUUCCGGUACCACAGGGUCACUGGCCAGCGGUUUGCUUUCCGGAUCCCCCGGGACUAACCAAAGCAGAACAUAUCAUCGACGACAUCCGGAUACAAGCGGGUUUCGCAGGAAAGAAACCCGAGAUCCGUCGGGUCGUGCGCAUCCUACCGGGUUUACAAAUCAAGUAAGCACAAAUGACAGUUCAUAUUUUGCUGCAACUACCGAACUAAUAAAGUGA